AUGGCAGGACGGCGGACAAUUCUGCUAUCACAGCGCUACAGCACAGACCGGACGACGGACAAUCCUGCUAUCACAGCGCUACAGGGGCACAGAUCAAACGCGCCACAGGAGCACAGAUCUAACGCGCCAACCGUAACCUGUUGUCAGAGACAUCAUUCCCGGACCCAGCCCGGCUACGCCUGGCAACGCCUGGCAAUGCCUAUGUGCUCGGUGUACCCACCGCUGUGCCCGGCGUCAGUGCCGUCCACAACGACUCCCAUUUUCCGUUUCUUUUGCCUUCCACAUGCAGCGAAGCCCUUCCACGUGCAUUCCAUGCAGGUCUCCUUGCAUCAAGAAUUUUCCACUUUCUUUUCGGCGCUGGGCCAAGGACGCGCAGGGCCGCGAUGGGCCCAUCUGGUGCCGUUAAGGCGAUGGACAGUGGCAUCUGCUAGCGCACAAAAGAGCGUCGUGUAA
Lachancea dasiensis is the source of this 453-nucleotide messenger RNA. The record is from the annotation of a GenBank genome assembly. NCBI's taxonomy places the organism in Eukaryota, Fungi, Ascomycota, Saccharomycetes, Saccharomycetales, Saccharomycetaceae.